This is a messenger RNA of Aethina tumida (small hive beetle), 3130 nucleotides long. RefSeq lists its product as uncharacterized. Bases 54 to 2993 code for a protein of 979 amino acids. The transcript has 13 exons. The record is from RefSeq and is a predicted model, not a curated record. Lineage: Eukaryota; Metazoa; Arthropoda; Insecta; Coleoptera; Nitidulidae.
UUUACUGACAAAUGUCGCACAUUUUAUAAACAUUUUUAUUAUACUAAUAAAAGAUGGAUGAUUCAGAGAAUUACCCAGAAAUCCCAAGUCCUAGUAUUGCAGACCCCGAACCUGAUUAUAUGUCCAAUUAUAAUAAACCAGAACCAAAUUCUGGACGGCAAUUAUACAAAUGUUACCGUCAAGAUGACGUUGUUUGUAUAAGUGAACAUCAAGUUGCGGCCAAUUUUCAUCGACUUUCUCAUUCGGAUGUUCAUACCAGCGCGAAAGAAAGUAAGAAUUCGCUAGGAUCAAAGACUGAAAUAAUAUCGCUUGAAGCCGAACCGAAUUCUAGUAUUGAAAAAUGCAUCCAGUUCUGGCACAAAAUCAUGCAAGAAAAUUUAGAGCCGGUCAAAUGUACAAUAAUAAAUGAUAAACGCGGUAAAAAAAAACGUAAAAGUACAAGUCAAGAAGAAUCUGAAGAAUUGGAAAAAUUAAGAAACGCCGUUACGAGUUUGCAAGAGAGCGAAAACAAGUUGAAACAGAUCUUCCUCAACGCUGUAAAAGAAAUUCAACAAAAAAAAUUGGACCAAAUAAAGUUGCAAGCCAAACGAAAAUGUCCCCAAUGCAAAAUAAUGAAAGGAAAAUUAACAAAAGCUAAAUGUUGCACUUCUAAAUUGGAUGAUCUCGUGGGUUUGAACGAUUGGAAGACCGAUAAGAAGAGCAGCAAGACAGAUAUUUGGAAACUAACCGAGAUGAGCGAAAACAGGGUAAUUCCCGAUGGACCAGACAUCCUCGAACUCAUUAAGAAAAAGGAAAAGGAGGGCAAGUAUUCGGAUUGGAACAAACCUGAUAGGGAAAGAUGCGAGUGUAAUCAGUUACCAGACUGUGCCUGUAAUCAUUGGAACGUCAUAGCCAGAGAGAGUUUCAAAUGUGUCCAAGAAGAGCCACCAGUGGAACAAGAAGAAGUGAAAGUCGAGGAAGAAGAAGAGACGGAGUAUCGGGAAAUGCCUCAGAAUAAGUUUGCUGGUUUGGCAGAAUUCCUACAAACACUCAGAGAAUCAAAUGUACAGGUUGAACCUGUUGAUAACAUUAAAUCUAUCGAAGAAGAAAAAGAUAUAUCGUUAGAUGAUGAUGCCAAAUCAUUCGAUGAAGUCUUACCGGGAGAAGAACGUAAUAUGUCCCUAGAAGAAAAACAAUACAGAGGCUUUUCCUGUGAUCAAGGUGAAGAGAUUUGUAAUGAAAUAAAUGACAUGAUGGAAGAAGUGUUUCGAGAAGUUGAGACUUGUCAAACCCGUAAAGAUGAAAGGGGUAUAUCAUGUGAUACAGAAGAAGGUUUCCUCAUGAUACCGCCUAAACAGGGAUCUACUUCGGACACAAGUAGUUAUUAUCAAAAAGUCGAAGACAAAUCUGUUGCUUCAGCAGACUCUCGAGCUACCAAUCGGCCAAUUCCACAUCACGCAUUUGACGAUGCAAAUGUCGACACAAUCUAUCAAACGAAAAAGAAUGUUACAAUGGUUGAGGAGAUAUCACUUGGACCCAAGGAUAGUGUGCAAUCCGUAAAAAAGACGAAAUCGAUUAUAAAGAGCGGAACUUCUGCCAAAAAUUUGAAUCCCUUAAAGUUGGAAGUUGAAUGUGUUUGUGGCAAAGAAAAUUGUGAUUGUCCAAAAAGCCUCGUAAGUAUACAACAUAGUGCUUCUGGCACAGACAUACCAGUAGCCAACGUGGAUAACAGAGGUCGUACAAUAUCAAAUACAAGAUGUUCCUUGGAAAUAUACACAAAAUCGAUGGGCGAGUUACCUAAGAAUAGAGGAUCAAUAGGUUCACAACAAUCAUCCAGAAAAACUAAAUCUGAGGUAACAACAACAACAAGAAUGAUAAAUGCAUCUUUUGUGAUAGGAGAUAAACACCUUUACAUUACUCCACCACAAAUUGAAGACGACACUAUUCCCCAACCCACGAUAAAAGGAGGAUCUUUGACAAGUCACAGACCUUCCAUUGAACUGCCCGCAUACAAGAUAUUGAAGCAAAGUUCUAGAACAGAUCGCCCAAAAAAAAGUCUUACGGAUGAUGAAUAUGUCGAUGGCAAGACAUCAGGCUCGCGGCACGUUUCUCUCACUGAAGAACGCAAUAGCAUCAAAAUAUUUAAUGUCAAUAUAAAAAAAAGUGGCAGUCCCAAGUUAAAAGAUUGGGUUAAAGAAAAGGUGCCAGAUAAAUUACCGGACAGUCUACGGGAAGAGGUGUUUCGCAAAGCAUCGUUCGGAAGCAAGUCGUUUCCCACUUACAGAAAGGAAACCUUUAGUGACACCACCAUUGAAACCCUGAAAAAAGAUGAAUAUUACACAACCACCUUCGCCUACGUUGCGGCAGCGAACUCCGAAAUGUUGAUCAUGCCGGAUAAGUAUUACAAGAACGUAAAAACCAACGAGAAGGGCAACCCGGCGUUAUGCGUUUGCGGAUUCCAGGACUGCAGUUGCUGUCCGCCAGAUGAAGACAAACCGCUACCCCCAGCUUCGAUAAAACAUGUGAAAGACACAAAAAAGGCGGUGGAACAGAAGAUAAUUGUGUGUAAAUGCGGGCACAACGACUGUGCGUGCACCCGAUCAGAAACGGAAUUACGAAAGACACUUAAAUCAACUGAAAAACUUACGAAAACUUAUGUAGCCGCUAAGAAACCGUCGGCGGAAGCUGUUCAAGUUUUCCAUGCCAGCAUGGAAUACAAUAAAGUCAAAAACUCAACGAAAAAUAAACCGACAAAAGGAAAAGUAGUGAAAAAAUCAAUACCUAAAAAACAAACUGUUCCAAAAUGCGGUAAAAAUAAUACAAACUAUUUUCUUGCGGACGAUACUAAAUCAAUGCACUUUGUAUCGCUGAACACUUCAACAAACAAAUCUUCGGGUAAUAGGUCAUCAGAACGCGAGAGGAGGUAUAUAAAGGUAAAUCCGUUAAAAGACACUUUGAAGAAAAUAAAAGGAGAGCCAACAAAAGCUUCAAAGAUCUCGGAUAUCGAAGAAUAGUUAACCUUAUCUAAAUGGUUGAGGUUUGGGAUUUUUUUUACCUAUCCGCCUACCUGAAAGCGUUCGUCAAAAGUCAGGCAAUUGUCGUGUAGUGGGGAUACAUUUAGACCGGAAGAACGGAUGGUAUAAGUAUUUGA